Molecule: messenger RNA, 1399 nt
Organism: Lontra canadensis (Northern American river otter)
Lineage: Eukaryota; Metazoa; Chordata; Mammalia; Carnivora; Mustelidae
Gene: NPDC1
Product: neural proliferation, differentiation and control 1
Exons: 9
Coding region: 115-1092 (325 amino acids)
Cellular component (GO): membrane
Source: RefSeq, a predicted model, not a curated record
UCCGCCCCCUCGUCCGCGGCCGCCGCCGCCCGCGCCUCCCCGACGCGGCGCCCGCAGCCCGCGCCGAGCCCCGGGCCGCGCGGUGCCAUGCAGCCCCGGCGGCGGCGCUGAAGGAUGGCGACACCCGUCCCUCCGCCCUCGCCGCGACACCUGCGGCUGCUGCGGCUGCUGCUCUCCGGCCUCGUCCUCGGCGCGGCCCUGCGCGGUGCCUCGGCCGGCCGCCCGGAUGCAGCUGCCUGUCCUGGGAGCCUGGACUGCGCCCUGAAGAGGCGGGCGCGGUGCCCCCCCGGCGCACAUGUCUGUGGGCCCUGCCUUCAGCCCUUCCAGGAAGACCCGCAGGGACACUGUGUGCCCAGGACGCACCGGCUUGUGGGGGAGAGCCUGCCCAGGCCCAGACUGGAAGAUGAGAUUGACUUCCUGGCUCACGAGCUGGCCCGGCAGGAGCCAUGGCACUCCAUGCCCACCGCGCAGCCCCAGCCUGAAGCUGGACAGCGGCCGCUGGAGCCGGCGGCCACCCUGGGGCUCUCAGAGCGCCGCCAGGGCCCCGACCUGGGCCCCCCCUCCACUCGAGGAGCCCCCGCACCCACGCCCCACACCUCCUUGGGCUCCCCUGCAUCCUCUGUGCCCGUGCACGUGGCCCCCUUGGAGCCCCGGGGAGGCCGCGGUGACGGACUCGGCCUCGGUAGGUCUGGAGUGCUCGUGGUGGCGUGCUCGGUAGCCGGCGCGGCCGCCCUGGCCCUGGCCGCCCUGUGCUGGUGCAGGCUGCAGCGAGACGUCCGCCUGACCCAGAAGGCCGACUACGCGGCCCCGCAGGCGCCCGGCUCCCCUGCAGCGCCCGGGAUCUCGCCGGGCGACCAGAGGCUCGCGCAGAGCGCCGAGAUGUACCACUACCAGCACCAGAGGCAGCAGAUGCGGUGCCUGGAGCGGCAUAAAGAGCCGCCCCAGGAGCUGGAGUCCUUGUCCUCAGAGGAGGAGAACGAAGACGGUGACUUCACGGUUUAUGAGUGCCCGGGCCUGGCCCCGACCGGAGAGAUGGAGGUCCGGAACCCGCUGUUUGAUCACUCCUCGCUGUCUGCGCCCCUGCCGCAGUGACCUGAAGGCUGCCUCUCCCUUCUCCCGGACUGCAGGGCCCAGGGGUGGGGAGGGGCAGGACGCACCGGUUCCCGUUAAAGAGAUCUUGUUCUCGCAGUGGGUGUGCUUGUGGCUGGGCCAGGGCACGAGGGGGGCGGGGGCGGGAACCCCUUACCCAGGAGACUCAGCCCCCUUCUGCCAGGACCUUCUCUUUCUUCUUGCACUUGUCCUGUUGAGUCCGAACCCCCAAAUGAGGGGACAGGGAGAACCAUGAGACCAGGCAUGGAUGAGGAAUCCUGGCAACAAUUAAAAUACAUUUCAAACCCGU